Pseudopodoces humilis (Tibetan ground-tit) is the source of this 512-nucleotide messenger RNA. NCBI's taxonomy places the organism in Eukaryota, Metazoa, Chordata, Aves, Passeriformes, Paridae. The record is from RefSeq and is a predicted model, not a curated record.
GCGGAGAAGGAACGGCUGCGCCUGGAGAAGGAGAAGGAGCUGGCCCGGCUCAGGGUGACGCAGGAGCGGGUCCAGGACUGGCUGGCAGAGCGGGAUGCUCUGAGGGCCAAGAGGAACCAAGAGGCCGCCGAGCGGGAAUGGCGGCGGCAGGAGCUGGAGAAGGCGCGGAAGAAGGCCGAGCUGGAGCAGCAGCUGAGGCAGGAGCGGCUGGAGCAGGUGGCCCAGAAGGAAGAGUACGUGGCCAUGCAGCUGGAGCAGGACCGCCAGGAGUUCCAGAGGGUGCUCAGGGCCCAGCAGGAGCAGCUGGAGCGGGAGAAGCUGCAGUGGGAGCAGCGGCAGCUCCGGCAGCGCGCUCACGCCCAAUACCUGCGGAGGCAGAUCCAGGAGCUCCAGCAGCAGCGGCAGCGGCAGCGGGAGGCUCUGAUCGAGGAGGGCCGGCAGCAGCAGCAGGAGGCUCGGCAGCGCAGCCAGCGCCUCGCCCACUUCGGGCAGCAGAAGCUGCAGGAGCUCAG